Molecule: messenger RNA, 1662 nt
Organism: Cyclocybe aegerita
Lineage: Eukaryota; Fungi; Basidiomycota; Agaricomycetes; Agaricales; Hemipholiotaceae
Source: the annotation of a GenBank genome assembly
AUGGCCUCCACACCCACGGUCUCUCCCCCAGAUCAGCCCAACAUGGACUUCGGCAAGGCUGGUCAUCUCGUCGUCGUCUCAAACCGCCUUCCCAUCACCAUUACCAAGGAUGCUAGCGGCGAGUACCACUUCAAGAUGUCCUCGGGUGGUCUCGUUUCCGCCCUCUCUGGCUUCAAGAAGUCGCUCAACUUCACCUGGAUCGGCUGGCCUGGCUUCUUCAUCCCCCCUAAAGACCGCCCGCACGUAGACAAACGCCUGAUGGAGGAGUAUUCCUGUCAGGCUGUUUACCUCGACGAUGACGUAGCCGACCGACACUACAAUGGCUUUUCCAACUCCAUCCUAUGGCCACUAUUCCACUACCACCCCGGCGAGAUGAACUUCGACGAGGUGAAUUGGCUUGCAUAUCGCCAGGCCAAUAUGCAGUUCGCGGAAGCUGUCCGUCAGCAGAUCACACCUGGAGCAAUGGUUUGGGUCCAGGAUUACCACCUGAUGCUCCUCCCCAUGCUCCUGCGCGGCAUCAUCGAUGGCCCUACAAAAACCGGGUCGUUCACGCAAGACGAGUUGGCGAAGAUUACAGAAGGUAUCGACGGGUCCGCACUCUCGGCAGCCCACACCCCCAUCCCCGGGGUCAAAAUCGGUUUCUUCCUGCAUACACCGUUCCCAAGCAGCGAAAUCUACCGAAUUCUACCCGUGCGGAGAGAAAUUCUCCUGGGCGUUCUCUACUGUGAUCUAAUAGGCUUCCACACUUACGACUAUGCACGCCAUUUUCUGUCAUCGUGUACCCGAAUUCUCAGCCUGCCAACCAUGCCGAACGGUGUUGAAUUUGAAGGGAGACUGGCACACGUUGGCACAUUCCCUAUUGGAAUCGAGCCAGGAAGCUUCAUCGAGAACCUGAAAAAGCCAUCCGUCAUCGACCGCAUUGCUUCACUCGAACAACGUUUCGGUGGUGUGAAAGUCAUCGUUGGCGUCGAUCGUCUUGACUACAUCAAGGGCGUUCCACAAAAAUUGCACGCUCUCGAGCUGUUCCUUUCACAGCACCCGGAAUGGAUCGGAAAAGUCGUCCUCGUCCAGCUGGCUGUACCCUCCAGACAAGAUGUGGAAGAGUAUCAAAAUCUUCGCUCCACUGUCAAUGAGUUGGUUGGACGUAUCAAUGGUCGAUUCGGCACUGUGGAGUUCAUGCCAAUCCACUUCAUGCACAAGAGUCUCGCGUUUGAUGAACUCUGUGCGCUUUACGCCGUCAGCGAUGUGUGCCUCGUCUCCAGUACACGUGACGGCAUGAAUCUCGUCUCGUACGAGUACGUCGCAUGCCAACAGGCGCGUCAAGGAGUCAUGAUCCUUUCCGAAUUCGCCGGCGCCGCUCAGAGCCUGAACGGUUCCAUAGUUGUAAACCCCUGGGAUUCACAGCAGGUUGCCGAUGCUAUUCACGAGGCAGUGACCAUGGAUGCUGCUACGCGUGCGGAGAACCACCGCAAGCUAUUCAAGUAUGUCAACAAGUACAGCGCUGCGUUCUGGGGCAGCAGCUUCAUCAAAGAGAUGAGCAAGAUUGACACAGAAGAUAUGGAAAACGAUCAGGCAGAGUUGAAGGUGAAGCCGACGGACGAGGGUGCAGAGGGCAACGUCAUCGUGAAUGGGACGGUUCCAUUUUUUUCAACUACAUCCUGA